Molecule: messenger RNA, 501 nt
Organism: Prunus armeniaca (apricot)
Lineage: Eukaryota; Viridiplantae; Streptophyta; Magnoliopsida; Rosales; Rosaceae
Source: the annotation of a GenBank genome assembly
AUGCUCUGCAGGCGGGAAACGGAUAGAGAUGAAGAUGCAGAGUCUGAUGCGCCUCUCAUCCCGGUGAAGAAGAGGUGGGUUUCCUGGGCCCGGUCGGAGCUUCCUAUCUCUCAUUCGUUCGUUCCCCCUGGAGUAAAGUCAUCGGAAUCGGGGUUUGGUUCCGGUGGCCUCAUAUCUCCUACCCAAUUUGAAGGUGGGUCAAUGGACAUUAGAUACGUGAUAACACUUGUGGUUUCGUACCUGCCUCUUGGUGUCCAAUACCCAGUGAUGGGAGAAGGAGUGGGAGACGAAGAGAGAGAAGAUGGUUGCUUAGCAGCGGAAGCUGGGGAUCGAGAAGCGGAGGGAGAGCUUAGGCUUGAAAUGGAGCUAGGAUACCGGUAUUUUUCCCUACCUGGAUCCGAGUCUUUCUCUUCUCCUGGACCGAGCACCGAGACCGAGGAAAGAGAGGCUGGAUACGAGUCUGAUGAGAUCAGAGCCAGUGAAGAGAAGAGGGAAGGCUGA